GAUAAACAUAAAACCAAUUGAUUUUCCCUGUCCUAGUCAGCUAGUACUGAAGAUGUUUUGAUGGCUGAUUUAGAAGCAGGAGAAGCAUUAUAAUUCCACUUUUUACUAUCAUUGCUAGCACUCUUAUUGUGGUCAAGUAACUAUACUGUUCUUGCCUGGCUGAAAUGGCCAAAGAGGCCCUCGUUGCUGGGAACUGCCUGUAUGGCAGUUACUGUUGCUGACAACUGUGUUCAUUGAGGUCAGUGGAAAGAUUCCCAUGACUUCAUUGAGGUUUGAAAUUGAGAAACCGAAUCUAAGUUUGGAUGCUUAUGAGACAUCAUACUGCAUUGUCAUUGAAUCAUUCAGCUAAAUGUGUAGGUAUUUUUAUAUUUUUUAUGUAGCUAUACUUGAUUUUAUGAAGACUUAAUGCUAAUUGCAAAACAAAUACUCUCCAGGCAGAAAAACUGCAGAGUCAGAUCCAUAGCUCUUUAAAACCAGUUUCUGCUGGGGUGUGAAGUAGUUCUUACAAAAUAAGAAUGCAAAAUAAUGUAGAUGAUCAUUACAUGGCCAUAUUUAUGGUCCAUUUAUGGUCCAAUAUAUCUCUUGUCACCUUUUCAUGCUGUAUUUGCUUUUAGAAUAAAAGCACAAGUGUUCUAAAGGCAACUCUGAAAACAGGUGGACAUUAAUUAGAAUCUUUUAGGCUGAAAACAACAGGAUCACAUAUCAAAAGGAUCACAUAUCAACAUCUGAAACUUGCAGCAUGCCUGCAGAAAUACUGUAAUGGGGGCCCUGAUGAGUUAUGCCUGGAGCGAUUAAAAACUGCCAUGCUCACUUUCAGCAUACAUCGUUAUUUAAAUGAAUACCAUGUUAUAAAAUAUGCGUUUUUGUAACCAAAAGAUUCUGAAAUGCCAGUUUUGGACCCAGACUUCACAUUCUGAGAGUGCUUGGAUCCAUUUGUUGUGACAUGUUCAUUGCUAUUUUUAACUUGUGUAAUAAGAAUUUAAUCUUAUUUGUUACAAGCUCCAUCAUACUGAAGGCAUUCAAAAAGCUUUAUAGUACAUAAUAAAUAAUGCUGGUCAGUAGCUUACAAGGCCUAUGUUUUUUUUCCCCUCCAGAAUGCUACCAGAUACGUGUAAAGCCCAUAUCCUAUCUGCUUCCCACAUACAUCUCAAAAGCAGGAUACAAACUACUGAAAACAAAUGGGGAAGAGGUGGGAGAAGUCACACCAUAUUUGCUCCUGUUGUGCAGCCAUUUUACUUCACAGCAGUUCCAUGACUUUCUUAUUUGUGGAAAGGAUGGAGUGAGGUAGAAAUGUGCAAACUGCUCUUCUAACCUGUUUGUGGCUCUAAAAUUGGUUCAAAGUCUCUGAGCAGGGCAGGCAACAGGUUGAAUGUGAUUUUCAAGUUCAGUGCAACCGAGAUGCCCAGACAAUUUCCAAAGCUGAACAUCUCUGAGGUUGAUGAGCAUGUACGACUUCUAGCAGAGAAAGUGUUUGCUAAAGUUCUCAGAGAAGAAGACAGCAAAGAUGCGUUGUCACUAUUCACCGUGCCUGAAGACUGCCCUAUUGGGCAGAAGGAGGCCAAGGAAAGGGAACUGCAGAAGGAACUGGCAGAACAACAGUCUGCAGAAACAGCUAAAAGGAAGAAAAGUUUCAAGAUGAUUCGAUCCCAGUCUUUGUCAUUACAAAUUCCAUCUCAGGAAUGGAAAGCACCAUUGGCCAAUCCUGUUCUGUCUCCUGCAACGCCAGUUGUUCCAAGUGCUUUUAUGCCAGUCCAAGUGCCAUACGAUGUGCCAGAGUUUCAGAGAGUUUCGAUUAGCGGGGACUACUGUGCAGGGGUUACAGUUGAUGAUUAUGAACAAGCUGCCAAGAGCCUGGUGAAGGCUCUUCUCAUUCGAGAAAAGUAUUCACGUCUUGCCUACCAUCGCUUCCCAAGAACAACAUCUCAGUAUUUGUGUAGUAUGCAAGAUGAAAAAUGGAAAGUUGAAGAUGAAGUGUAUCCAGAUUUCCAUUCACCCCCAGAAGAAAACGAAGAUCCUUACAAUCUUGAUGAUGCUCCAGACAAUUUGGAUUAUGUUAUCAAGAUAAAAGGUGGCAUUCCCUUUGUUUAUGAUAACAAAGAAAUGAUGGAACUCAAUGAGCCUCGGAGUCUGCCAUAUCCUGACCUUGAGACAUACACUCUUGACCUGAGCCACGUUCUUGCUCUAAUUGCAGAUGGUCCAACGAAAACAUAUUGUCAUCGGAGGCUUAACUUCUUAGAAUCUAAAUUUAGUUUACAUGAGAUGUUAAAUGAAAUGUCGGAAUUUAAAGAAUUAAAGAGUAAUCCCCAUCGAGACUUUUAUAAUGUGAGAAAGGUUGAUACUCAUAUCCAUGCUGCUGCUUGCAUGAACCAGAAACACUUAUUAAGGUUUAUUAAGCACACAUAUCAAACGGAGCCCGACAGGAUUGUUGCAGAGAAGAAAGGCAAGAAGAUGACUUUAAAGCAAGUCUUUGAAAGCCUUCACAUGGACCCUUAUGACCUCACUGUAGACUCUUUAGAUGUCCAUGCAGGUCGUCAAACGUUUCAUAGAUUUGACAAAUUCAAUUCCAAGUACAAUCCAGUUGGUGCCAGUGAGCUGAGGGACUUGUAUUUGAAAACUGAGAACUACAUUGGUGGUGAAUAUUUUGCUCGUAUGGUCAAGGAAGUAGCCCGUGAACUAGAAGAAAGUAAGUACCAGUAUACAGAACCCCGCUUAUCCAUUUAUGGACGGUCUCCAGAUGAAUGGCUGAACUUGGCAAAAUGGUUCAUUAAGCAUAAAGUUUAUUCCCCUAAUAUGCGCUGGAUAAUUCAGGUUCCCAGAAUCUAUGACAUAUUCAGGUCAAAAAAUAUUCUGCCUAGUUUUGGGAAGAUGUUGGAGAACAUCUUUGUACCUUUGUUUGAAGCAACAAUCAAUCCCAAAGACCACAAAGAAUUGCACCUUUUCCUCAAAUAUGUGACUGGCUUUGACAGUGUUGAUGAUGAGUCCAAACAUAGUGGCCAUAUGUUCUCUGACAAAAGCCUUAACCCUGACCUCUGGACCAGUGAGAAGAAUCCCCCGUAUAGCUAUUAUUUGUAUUAUAUGUAUGUGAACAUCAUGUUGCUAAACAACCUUAGAAGGGAAAGAGGCAUGUGUACUUUUCUGUUUCGACCGCACUGUGGAGAAGCUGGGUCUAUCACACACCUUGUAUCAGCCUUUCUGACAGCAGACAACAUUUCUCAUGGAUUGCUAUUGAAGAAGAGUCCUGUCCUCCAGUAUCUUUAUUAUCUUGCACAAAUACCCAUUGCUAUGUCCCCACUUAGUAACAACAGCCUAUUCCUGGAGUACUCAAAAAAUCCACUACGGGAAUUUCUACAUAAGGGACUUCAUGUCUCUCUCUCCACGGAUGAUCCUAUGCAGUUUCAUUAUACAAAGGAAGCUCUCAUGGAAGAAUAUGCUAUUGCAGCCCAGGUGUGGAAACUAAGUACCUGUGACUUGUGUGAAAUAGCAAGAAACAGCGUACUACAGAGUGGAUUGUCAGAUAAGGAAAAACAGAAAUUCUUAGGGGCGAAUUACUGUAAAGAAGGGCCUGAAGGAAAUGACAUUCGAAAAACAAAUGUAGCACAGAUCCGGAUGGCCUUCAGGUACGAGACACUGUGCAAUGAACUUAGUUUCCUGUCUGAUGCUAUGAGAACAGAAGAGAUUUCUACUCUGACAAAGUAAUUACAAACUCAAAGAAACCAGAACAUAUCACUCCUAAGUAGGAUAAACUGCUAAUUAACAUUGAAUCGUCUUUGAUGCUGUCAAGACAUAACUGAACAGUACAGAAAGAAAAGAUUAUCUAUGGAAGGUAAACAGUGUUUGCCAUUAUUUUUUAAUGCAUUAUUCUCAUUGCAAAAACUUCAGUUUUUUUCAACAUUAGGCUUUGUAAGAUGGCUGUAAAUACUAAAUGCAAACUCAGAUUCAUGUAAUAUUUGUUUCAUGCUGUCUUAACUGUACACUAUAUUGUAGCUUGGAAAACAACAGAGAAUAUUCGUAGCGCAUCUGUGAUAUGCACCUUAGGAUUCUGCAGAUGUGGAACAGUACACAUGCACCUGGUUUUGUCCUGCUAUUCUCAGCAUCAGUCAUGGCAUUUAGCACUUGUAAGUUUAACCCUUUAUCAUUAGCAGUUUGUAUGGGGUGCAUAAUUUUGAGGCUAGCCUUUCGUUCUGGAAGGUGUUCUGACACAGUUUUUAUCUUAAUGUUUCAGCAGUUAGACUGGAAAACAAGAAAAACCAAAAUCAGGUAGUCUUGUUUAAUGACUAAUUACGUCCUGUUGUCAUGUAGGAUGUCUGUGAAGAACAGCAGAUUAAUGCUUUUUAAUCUAGUAAGUAGAAAACAUGGUGUCAAAAUCAUCACUAUUGUACAUUGUAAUAAUAAGUCUAAUUAUAUCAUGAAAACUUUGCCUUGAAAGGUGAGAACACUUUUUUAUUGCUUUGUAAUGGGAAUAUGUGGAUAUGCCAGUUCAAAUUACUCAGAAAUUUAUGCAGAUAAUUUUGGUUGCAUGUAAAGAGAAAUUUUUUACUUGAACAAAGGAAGUGUUCUUAUGAAUCAGUGGUAGAAACUCCAGACGUGGGUUCUGGUCCUACUUCUGACAUCUUUUUUACACAUUUGCAUUAGUUCGUAUUUUAGUCAGUUAGAGUUGAAUGAGAAGUCAAACUGUCUAUUUGUACAGAAGCUAGCCCACUUGAAAGAGGGCAUUUCAAAUCAUGUUAAACUUUUUAUUUAUGAUGGAGUGGCUAGUAAAAUACAGCUACUGGAAUAUUUAUCACUUUCACUCUUUUUUCUAUUUGUUCAUCCUUCUUAAGACACAGUACUAGACAUUCAGAAAAGAGUAAAGAUUAUAACAUGAUGAUAGCAUCUAUAUGUACUGUGGAAGCUGCAUGUAGUUUCACACCCAAAAAGACUUGAGGCUAGGGGCAGCAGAGGAUGCUGAUGCCUUUAAGUCCAACAUUACACUUCUUGAGACCGAGAGUCCCUAAGCUAGGAUAACAAGCCUACGGUUAGAGCCUUUGGGAUCUCAUAUAAUACAGAGGGAGGUUAGGCAGCUUUGGAGAGUAAUUGAAAAUUCAUGCACAAAAAAGACAAAUAAUGAAUACUAACCCAUCAAGCCUCACUAAACCUAGAACCCUGUAUGUUUUACAUCAGACUACUUGUGCCACUUUUAUUUCUUAGGCCAGGCCCUUCCUCCAGGGUUUGGGCAUCUACAUCCUUCCUUUCAAGAGCUGAUCAGGUCUCAUUUUCCCUUGUAAAUGCAGCCAGAAGUAGCAGUGGUGACAUGACCAGUAGCAAUUGAUUCAUAAAUGGCGUAAAUGUAUAUAAGCAUUGAAGACAUACGCUCUCCCUUCAGGCUGUGGCACUUCAAAGCAAUACCUACAAGGACACUUUUCAAAUGUACCUGCUGCCCUGAAUGGUGAUUGCAGGGAAAUGGCACCAAAGUAAGGGAAGGAGGAAUUCCCUAUCACCUCCUAUAGCUGUGCAGCCCUGUAAGAGCCCCACAAGAGAGACUAAACCUAAAGAUCUUUAGGAAGCAGCCUGAAAGUAAGCCUGCUCCAAGGGAGACCAAGGCACAGGAAGAGAGUUCUGGCCAUCCAGUCAUUAUUACAGUGUGUCAUGCAUUGGGACUGCAGUGAUUGCAGACAUUGUUAAUCUAAAAUAUGGUGGCAUAUUGACAGGUGGUGGGAGACUUCAGCUCUUCAGCAACCUAGCCUAAUGUCUGCAGUGUUCAACUGCUGCCAGACUUUGUACUCCUUGUGCAGCUAAAAAACUGUGCUACAGCGAAACUGUGCUACACUGUUCAACUGUACAAUAAUGCAAUGGUCCAAAGUUCUUAAGUCAACACCACCUAUUGGCUUCACUGUUCUUAGCAGUGAAGCAUAAGUUCAUGUGCUAAUACGCAUUCAGAAGCAUAUUAGUUCAUAUGCUAAUAUGCAUUCAUAAUGCAUUAUCAGGAUUGGUGAAUGUAAUUUUCUUAGGACAAAGUGUGGUUAGGACAAACAGUGGUUCAAGUAUUUUAGCUACAUAAAAUGCAGACGCCUUGUUUUCAUUAGUACAACUUACUAAUCAGUUGUUAUCAACAUAACAUUACCUGAGAAAAGCAUCUCUGUCCAGGUGAAAUAAGCAACAUGCUUGAAGAAUCUGAACUGUAAGUAUUUUUAUCUGACAAACAUUAUUGUACUUAGGUUGUUUCGCCUUAAGACUGCUACUAGUGUUGCUUUCGUUGUCACUUAGAUCUCUUACUUAGUUUUCUUAAUAUUAUACCAAAUUUGUGUAUGUUUAAUACCUUUUCAUCUUUCCUUACCUCAAACUCAACAAGUUCUAAUAUGUCUGUAGCUCUUAUUAAAGAAAAAAACCCAAACUGGAUUUGAAUAUAGUUAAUGGACAGUAAUUAGGAUUUUGACAAUAAUAACAAUAACACACAAAUGGCCAUGAACACAUACACUGCUUUCUGGGCUUCCAUGUGUGCUGCUUUUCAGGAUAAGUUGAGCUAAUAGUGCUGCAUUUAGGGAAAGAAACCUGACAUCCUUUCAAGCUUCCAUAACUACACUUCUUUUGGUCAUCUUUUAAUUAGGCAAAAGUUACUGAUUCUCAAGUUCAGUUUUUAAAAUUCAGCUGCCUUUUUUUUUUUUCCAAGUUGCACUUCUCUUCUGAUGUAUGGCUGUUCAAAAUAACCUUGCAGUCUGAGGAUAUGUUUGUAAUGAAGGGCAGAUCCAGUGUGAAUUACUGUCGUAAACGUUUACCCAAAUGCAAGACAGGGCAGUUGCUGAUUCCCCCUGCCGCCACAGUGUUGAGACCAAACCUGGUUACAUCACAGCUUGCGUUUUACUCAAACAGAAAGGGACUUGGAAGAACAUCAUUGUAGGUGGUGACUGGGGUGGGUGUUGCUUCAGAAUGGGAGAAUAUCCUAUCUUCUCAUCAUCUGAUUGGUGUUAAGGUUCAAACAUUAUUCAAGACUUCCUUAAAUGUUAGCUUAGAGCAUUCUAUACUUUCAUCUAAAAUGGUUCAUUAUGGUUAUUUGAUGUUUACAACAUAUCUAUCCGAACAGUUUCUAGCGAUGCUCUUCUGUUAUAUUCCUUUAGCAAACUUCAGGCAUUUGCUGUGCUGCUGGGUUAUACAAGUUUUUUUCUCACAUCAGAGCCACCUUAUCUUCUCCUAUAAUUUUUUUCUUUACUUGUCACUAAACCUUUCUGUUCUAUUUGCCUAAUUAAAAUCUAAGUCUGAAAAAGGUGGGUGGGGGGAGGGAUAUCUGUAAAAACUGCUUUUUCUUUCUGUGCCUGGGUUAAGUCAUGUUUAUCUUUUGCCUUUUGUGGAAGCAUUAAACAUUACACUAAUAAAUAAAUUAUAAAAUAAUACGGUAUGUUUUUUGUCUGUGUAUACCUCUCAAUAAAAUUGUAGCUGCUGCAAAUCUCUGCAUUUAGGCAGAACUAAUCCUCUUAGCAGUACAGAAGACCAAACCAAAAUUAAGGACUACCACAGCAUGAAAACUGGAAAAAAAAACCAAACCCAAAACCCCACAACCAACAACAAAACCCUAGUGAAGAUAGAUAGAGAAGAUAAUAAGCAAUAUUUAGGAGGAGGAGCUAAAAGCUCAGCUGACUUAAAGCAAUUCAAUGUUAUAAAAAAACAACUGUUCUGAUUUGUGCCAGUAGAAGACUUGGCAUAAAGUCCUGAAGUGAAACUAUAGUGUAGGGCUGCCCCACUGUCUCUUGGUGCCCUGGUUCCGUGCUCAUUCCAACUGGGCAUCAGGAUAGGGCAUGUGGCUGUGGCACCUCUUCCUGAUCCUGGAGCCUCACCUUGCUCUUAACAAGAAUCAAACCACCUGAAUUUGGUAGCAGCAGAACAGUUCUGACAGUCACAGCUGAAACAGUUUAAGCAGUACACAGGACUGCUUUAUCUGACAAAACACAACUAAGAGCCAACAAGUGACAAAUUGAAAUAGUAUCAAUAUGGACAUUCUGCUACAGUCAAGAUGACUUUUGAGGAAAAAAAAGUUUAACACAAGUUAUUUUCUUCAGUAGAAGAUGUAAUAACAAUUUUAGAUGGCAAUGUGUCUCUUUCUGUACAGAAACCCUUCAUUUUUGUACACAAGCAGCACUCAUGAAGCAUGGGAGUACAGAUUCAUCUGUAAAUGAAGAAUGUGUAUUUCCUACCUAUACCUCAAAGCACUAAAUAUCAAUGUUAAGCAGCACAGAGAAAAGUGUAUAUAUAAUAGUGAAACAGGAACACUGCUAACUCAUUAAUCAUUAACCAUGACUAGCAUGUAUGUACCAUCUCACAUGAAAAAUGUUUUUUGGAAGGUCUAUUAAAGUGGGUUGGAACCACAUUAGCAUGGAAGCAUAGAUUGUUGUAUCAAACCCCUAUUUUGUUCCACAUACAUACAAUCAAAUUCCAGAAGGGCAGGCUUCUGACUAAUUUAAGCUUAAUUCAUACCACCACCUUGUAUUUUCAAAUAGCACUUUGAACCAAAGAAGAGGGCUCAUUUAAUUACCUGUUGGAUGGUAUUCAACCCACCAGAUAGAUAUGCACUGGGAAAAGUUCCAUCCAAGUUCUCAAAACUGUCGGCUUUUUGUUUGUUUGUUUUUAAAUUUCAGGCCUACAAAACCUAUGCCUCCUAUUCAGUAUUUUAACCUUGAUAGUUAGGUUAUUGAGGUAAGCAAUCACAUGCUAACUGACAUUGCGACAGCUCAGAUACAAAAGUAGAAUGUGUCAUUAGAUCCCUCAGACAUAACAUUCCUUGGAACAUGACUAGUUCACAGCAAAACCCAUUAUCUAGUGAUCCUACACCACAGCUACUGGAAAAAAACCCUACUGUCUCACUCAAGUUAAUUUCAGCUAUGCAUAGCAACAGGAAAAGAGUGUUUAAUCUUUACAGUAUGUUGCCCAUGAUAAAUUCUAGAACCUUAAAACCAAACAUCUGAAGACACGACAAUUAAAAAAACCCAGUUUUGAAAUUACUGAUUUUUAAGACACACUUCUAAGAAAGCAGAAGUCUAUUCACCCACUUAAAACAGGUGAGGAUAAAACAUUAUGGUAAGUUAUCUUCAAGAAUGGUUUAACAACAGAAAAAGAAUUAAUUACUGUAAUAUUAGUGAUAUUAGAGCACGUGUAUUUAGUGGAUACAAAACUAAAGAAUUAUGUGUAUGCAGUAUUAAGAAUUAAGGCCAGACAGGUUAACGUACAACUCCCAUUUACACCCAGCAUCUUUAAGGCUUUCCAAGAAGGCUACUGUUCCAGGAUUCAGCAGGACACAAAGCACAGAGAACCAUGGCCAAGAUGUUCCGUCUAAAAAUAAUGCAUUUGGCACAUACAGCUGCGGGGGGGGGGGGGCAUAUUUGACAGCUCAGUUCAAACCUAUAGCACAGAGAUCUCACUGGCUGCCUUGUGUUUCCAAAACUGGCAUUAGUAUGGAUUAGAAAACCUUUAUAAUUACAGACAGAAUUCUCUUCAAAGGAAAGAUAUGCCAGUUAAAUAUGCCAUUUCCCACUAAAAAAAGAAACAUGCACAUUAUAUUAGUAAGGUGUCUAAACUUGAAACCUAGUAAAUACCAACAUUUGUCAAUUCCUCAAGUACACCUACCUCCUGGUGUCUCUGUCAACUGGUAAGGCUUCCAAUUUUAAUUUGCUCAUCUGUUAUAAUGAAUUCCUCUCCCAUUUUUCACUUGGCUUCGAAGGAUCCAAACAGAUAAACCAAGUAACUAGACAAAGGAAACAGUUAUAGUAAUUAUAUACUUCAGUUAUUAUUUAAAACCAGGUAAAAUCUGAGAAUAUUCCAAACCUUAGCAUCCUUAAGGUUUAAAAUACUCUGAGAAACAUGCUGGAAUAACUUGGGGAAAAAGUGAAUCACACUUCUCUGAGGAAAAAAAGAAAAAAUCCUUUCCCAAAAGAAACCCACUCCUCACUACUGUCCUUUAAAGUAGAGCUCUUUGUUUAACUUUUCCCAUCCCUGCAUAAUGUUCCUAUUUGUUUUGACAAAAGAAAAAUUGGAGAAUCAGAGUGGGUCUUUUCUGCAGAUCUGCAUUUAAGCUACCUUGUUAGUACGACACUGCAACGUUUAAGAGACAUCUGACUCACAACGGCAUCUUUUUAACCACAGCACCUGUACAAUGGAAUUGUAUUUAGAUUAAUAGUCACUAUUCAGACUUUUGUGGUAUUAAAGCCAAGAGAUUCCUUAAGCUUAAAAGAACAUUUCUUCCAAAGUAACUUGCACCAUUCAUACACAAAGUUUAAUAUACUGGAAUGUCCCUAGCUAUUAAUACAAUCUAAAAUGUUUAAAUUACAAUUUCACAUUACAACGGUAAGAAAUCACUUAACACAAGAAAGUUUAGUUUGUUCUAAUGCCCCCACCAACAGCUAUUCGUAGUAAUUAACAUUUCAAGGACUAGUUUCUGGAGCCCAUUGCCAUAUCUGGGCCAAUGUCAUUCCUUUACCAUUUCCAAAACUGUUUGCUAAAUGUAGCACUUCAGACUAAGCAAUACCAACCAGUAUCAAAUUACUAGUUUUUCAGUGUUAAGACUGAAUCCCAUGUUACAUACAGUACAUAUAUUUUACAAGGCACACAUUACAGUACCUAUAUCACAGUAGUAUGAAUUACAGCAACUUAAUUAAAAAAAGCUGUACAGAAUACAAAGUUUAUUUUUUCACUAUUUAAAUAAUUUUUGCCCUAGAGUAUAUUGUAAUUGCAAGUGUUACUAUGCUGCAAUUAACAACCUGUUUGCAUCAUUACAAAAUUACAUUUUAAGAAGUUCAUGUAAGUUCUCAGCAGAAAGUCAACUUAUAAAAUCUCAGUUCAGAAGUAUAAUUCUUGAAAUACUUGAAAAGUAAAGUUAGCUUGAAGCUUUAAUUUAGAUGCUCUUUCUGUUCCAGUGAUACAAAAAGUUUAAAAAAUUCAAAGGUUAUUUUAAAGUUCUGAACAUGGACUAAUGCAAGCUCAAAAAGCAAAAAGAAACCAAACCAGUAUGUGAUUAGGAGUAUUUGCAAAUAUUUUAGUGGAAAAUCCCUGACCAUUAACAAUUUUUAGUUGUUGUCUAUAUGCAACCAAACAGUCCGCACAUUUUCUUAAGAACACCUCAUGAUAUCAAAGGAUUAACAAAGGAAAAAAAAUUAGUUCUAAGCUAUAUACAUUCAUAAACAUAUUUUUUCAAUAAUACAGAUUUACACACUAAGCCCUACUGGCUUUUACAUGAUACAUACAAGAGUCCGUUGCUUAUCUGUCUUAAUGAUCAAUUUGACAACUGUGCCAUAAGCCAAGCUCAAAUGGGUACCAUAUGCAACACACAUUCCUUAACAAAUAAAGUAUAAUAGACAAAUUACCAAGAUCUUGCCCCCAAUGUAAUUAAAUUAUUUUGUAGCCAACUAUGGAAAAACAACCCAAAUGUGCAUAUCCACAUGUGUACAUGCCUUUUAGUUCAGAACCUGUCUGUGAUAAAAGGCCCCAGCCUUAUGGCGUCAUCAAAUUUUAACAAGUAUGGUAAUUAAAAAUGCAGUCUUACAGUAAGCAAAAUUUAUGCUGAUAUUCCCUCGAAUGCUACACUUGAGUAUUUCUCACUCAAUUGCCUCAAGAGACUAGUAUUUGUUAAUAUAUGUAUAUUAAAAAAAAAUAAAUCAUUUCGUUCUCUACAAUAGCAGUUGAUUUCCAUAGCACUAUUUAUGCACAAAAGGCUGCAGAUGGGUUUCCUGAAUACUAACAAUUUAUUUUAGACUGUCUAAACUCAGCACUUUAAAGAUUUUGUUCUGUUAGACACAGAAAUACUGUUGCACUCCAGUUGUGAUGUCCCUUUUCCCAAGUUGCACAUGCACAUCUCACUGCAAGCAACAUUAUUAAAGAAGUUUCUUCUCUGCUACAUAAAAGCAUAUUGCACUUGUAGAUAUAAAGCACAGCAACCUUACUUAGAUCAGCUUAUAACUGAUUUCAUCCCUUCAAAAACUCAAAAGCAGCAGAUAAAACCACAGCAUCCGACUAAACUAGACCUUAACCACUAAUUCAAAUAAUGGCAUUCUCUUUAGAUAUGCCUGAUGUUUAAAACUAAUUUUGGCUGUUCUUUAUCAAAAACUAUAGAGGAACUGAUUUACUUUUUUUAGGAUUGUGUAUGAAACUGUGUUUCCAAGCUAAUAAUACUAUGCUAAACAUU
Messenger RNA from Strigops habroptila (Kakapo), 12139 nucleotides. RefSeq names its product adenosine monophosphate deaminase 3 (gene AMPD3). The record is from RefSeq and is a predicted model, not a curated record. Gene Ontology annotation, molecular function: AMP deaminase activity. Gene Ontology annotation, cellular component: cytosol. Bases 1399 to 3696 code for a protein of 765 amino acids. Gene Ontology annotation, biological process: IMP salvage; AMP metabolic process. The transcript has 15 exons. Lineage: Eukaryota; Metazoa; Chordata; Aves; Psittaciformes; Psittacidae.